Symbiodinium sp. CCMP2592 is the source of this 840-nucleotide messenger RNA. Lineage: Eukaryota; Dinophyceae; Suessiales; Symbiodiniaceae. The record is from the annotation of a GenBank genome assembly.
AUGGGAUCCGGAGCAUGCAAGGGUGUUUGCGUCGCGGUCCAGGAUGCUUCGGAUGACGACUUGAUGCAGUUCUUCUCAGCCUGGCCAUCAGAGCAGCGCAAGCGUGUCAGCGGCCUCCUGAGCACCUGCAGCAAGAAAGGCACUGGCGACAUCGAUGCAGCGAUCGCAGAGGCUGAAGACCAGGUCGCCGCUGAAGGAAAGAAGACUGAAGCUACGACUUCAGCUGACCAGAAGCCUGCCGAAGCUACCAAGACCCUGGACGAGAAGCAGGUAAAGCAGGUACACUCCGCCAUUCGCUGGGGCAAGCCUGUAGAGGAAAUCCAGAAGAUUGUGAACGAUCUCGGCAUUGACGCUACCAUGACAGAUGCUGCAGCAGCCGUCGAUGCUCAGAAUGGCAAUCUUGCCUUGCACAUCGCUGCGCAGAAUGGCCACAUGGGGCUGACAAGCUUCCUGCUCGACAGCCGUGCCAAUGUCAACGCGCAGAAUUUCAACGGCCAAACGGCUUUGCACAUGAGCGUCGAAUAUGAUAUGUACUUCCAGACCAAGCUCCUCCUCGAUGCAAAAGCAGACCCCAACCUCGAAAACAGUGGUGGCCACAAAGCGCUUACAGGCCUGGAGGGUGCCAAGACUGGCCAAGAUGCGUGGGACAACCCGAUGAACAUCCUCAAAGCGGCCGGCGACACAGAGGAGGAUCUCAAGCUUGCCUUCGAAGCUUUGGCUGCUGCGGAUGCCAAGGACUUGGACCGGGUUGUGCUGGCUCAGACAGGCAUGCGCAAGCGAAAGCAGUGCCCCCAGCACUGGAACGCUGACCGCUUCAAGGAGAUCAUGCAGAAGUUUUGA